Molecule: messenger RNA, 7921 nt
Organism: Cheilinus undulatus (humphead wrasse)
Lineage: Eukaryota; Metazoa; Chordata; Actinopteri; Labriformes; Labridae
Gene: clip1a
Product: CAP-GLY domain containing linker protein 1a
Exons: 28
Coding region: 402-7106 (2234 amino acids)
Biological process (GO): cytoplasmic microtubule organization; positive regulation of microtubule polymerization
Cellular component (GO): cytoplasm; microtubule plus-end; nucleus
Molecular function (GO): microtubule plus-end binding
Source: RefSeq, a predicted model, not a curated record
CUCGGCCGUUGGGCAGCCUGCUCGUGCGCUGGGCUGUGCCUGUCUGGGUCUGAUCCGAGCGGUAGUCGUUGUGGUUCUCCUCUUAGCCCGCUAGCUGUGAAAUUUUCCUCAGAAGACGUAGGCUGAAAAGAAACACAUCAGGGUCCUUUUGUGGGCAGCACUUUUUCUUCCCUUCUCCCUUUUCCUGUUUUUGUUUUUUUUGUUCUACAUUUUUUUUGUUUUUUGUUUUUCUAUUUUCUUUCUUUUCUUUCUUUUUUUUUUUCUUUUCUUUUUUGAUUUUGGUGCGGAGAGACCAACUUCUCCAUUACAGAGCUGCAACCAGUUGUUUUAAUGGUCUGGGGUCAGCCUGUACCCACUGCCGGACACAAGCCUUGUGGGUCUAACAGAUCACAGGAGGAAACAUGAGCACCGCCAAGCCCACUGGGAUCAAAGCUCCCAGUAAGAUAGCUAAACCUGGGACAGCGGCGCCCAAGACCAACCCCAGCACAGCUAAAAUUGCUGCGUCAGACAAAUCAGCUGCAAGUGCCAGUGGAGGAGAUGCCCAGAGUGGUGGGGAAAACUUCCAGAUUGGGGAGCGAGUCUGGGUGAAUGGGAAUAAGCCAGGCUACAUCCAGUUUUUGGGAGAGACGCAAUUUGCCCCUGGUCAAUGGGCAGGGAUCGUUCUAGAUGAGGCAAUCGGGAAAAAUGACGGGUCAGUGGCCGGGGUGCGGUACUUCCAGUGUGAAGCACUACGAGGAAUAUUCACACGUCCCUCCAAGUUGUCUCGUACAGAAGGGGAGGCUAAUGGAACUCAGACCGCACCGCCCUCUCGUGCCGCAUCUCCCACUCCCUCAGUUGGUAGUGUGGCCUCGCACACACCUGCCACUAAAUCGGCAUUACCCACAACAACGGCAGCCAAGAAGACCUCCUCCACAACACCAGCUACACCAGCAACACCUUCCUCCAACCUUGCACGCACAAACAGUGAAUCUGUGUCCAACCUCUCAGAGACUGGAUCAGUGAAGAAAGGGGAAAGAGAACUGAAGAUGGGUGACCGAGUAUUGGUUGGUGGUACAAAAGCAGGAGUGGUGCGCUUUCUUGGAGAAACAGAUUUUGCGAAAGGCGAGUGGUGUGGAGUGGAAUUAGAUGAGCCGCUAGGAAAGAAUGAUGGGGCUGUUGCUGGCACAAGAUAUUUCCAGUGCCAACCCAAGUAUGGCUUAUUUGCUCCAGUGCACAAGGUCACACGCAUUGGUUUCCCUUCCACCACUCCAGCCAAAGCAAAAACAACAGUUCGGAAAGUGGUGGCCACACCGUCAGGGCUAAAGCGCAGCCCCAGUGCCUCUUCUAUCAGUACCAUGAGCUCUGUGACAUCGUCAGUAAGCGCCAAGCCCAGCCGCACAGGCCUGUUAACGGAGACAUCGUCACGUUACAGUCGAAAGAUUUCAGGCACUACCGCCCUGCAGGAGGCGCUGAAGGAGAAGCAGCAGCACAUUGAGCAGCUGAUGGCUGAGAGGGACAUGGAGAGAGCUGAGGUUGCCAAGGCUACCAGCCAUGUCGGAGAGAUGGAGCAAGAAAUUGUCUUGUUAAGGGAUGAUCAGGAGCAGAUGGAGGCUAAGAUGGACCAGUUACGUGCCUUGGUAGAAGCUGCAGACAAAGAGAAAGUGGAGCUGUUGAAUCAGCUGGAGGAGGAGCGUAGGAAGGUGGAGGACCUUCAAUUCCGGGUAGAAGAAGCUUGCAUUACCAAAGGAGACCUGGAGACGCAGACCAGACUGGAGCAUGCCCACAUUAAGGAGCUUGAACAGAGCCUGCUAUUUGAAAAGACCAAAGCUGAGAAACUCCAAAGAGAGUUAGAAGACACUAGGGUUGCAACAGUGUCAGAAAAAUCCCGUAUUAUGGAGCUUGAGAAGGACCUUUCACUGCGAAAAAGAGAAGUAGCUGACCUUCAGCUGCGUCUUGGAACCCAGCAGGGCUCUGACGACUCAAACUCGGCUCUUUCUCCCCUUUUGGAAGAGAUAAACUCUUUGAGGGAUCAGCUGGCUACCCAGGAAGCUAAACAGCAAGAAGAGCUGGCAAAAUACAAGGAAAAGCUAGAAGCCCAAGAAAAGAGCCACACUGAGGCUGUUGCACAAAUCCAGGCUACAUCUGUAAAGAUCUCUGGUGACAAUGAGCAGCUGCAGAUUCGCCUAAGCCAGGCUGAGAAAGAAAACGCAGAGACAAUUGAGCAAUGGCGGUCCAAGUUGGAGUCUGCUUCCGCUUCUCACCAGCAAGCCAUGGAGGAGCUGAAGUUAUCCUUUAGCAAAGGAGCAGGUGCUCAGGCAGAAGAACUUGUAGAAACUAAAAGUGCACUAGAAAAGCUGAAGUUGGAGCACAAGCUGGCUCUAGAGGAGGCUGGAGACAAACAUGAAGCUGAUGCAGCAGCUUGGACUCAGGAGAAGCAAGCACUGAAGGCACAGCUGGUGUCUCUGACUGAGGACAAGGAGCGACUGGAAGAGUCUGUGCGGACCAGUGUCGAAAAGGCCGAGGAGCAGCACCUUGUGGAGAUGGAGGAUGUUCUUGGGAAGCUUCAUAAUGCUGAAAUUCGAGUAAAGGAGCUUGAGGAGAAAGAAGCAAUGUUGGGACAGCAGGCCCAAGACAAGGAAAGAGAAACCAAAGAGCAAAUCGCAGAAAUGGUGGCUCUGCGCAGCCAGGUAGCACAAGGUAACCAGGAGGUUGAGACCCUGAAGAGUCAGUUAGAGGUGGUUCAGAACCAGGGAAGCAGCCAGGAUGCAAAGGUUAGUGAAUUAUGCUCUCAGUUGGCGAGCAGACAACAGGAGGUGCUCUCUGUGCAGAAGAGUCUGACCACUGUACAGCAGGAGAAGGACACCCUGGAACAGGAACUUGAGGGAUUGAAACAAAAGUUGGCUGAAAGCACAGAGCAGCAGGCUAGUUCUUCCAAAACUAUGCAAGAAACACUUGAAAAGCUCAGUAAGAAAGAGGAGCAGUGCAUAUCCCUGACCACAGAAUCUGAGACUCUAAGGAGUCAACUUGCAGGGCUGGAACGGAAACUAAAGGCUGCAGAUGAGAAGCUUGAGCAGCUUUCAAAGGACAAAAGCAAACUGGAAAAUGAUAUUUCAGACAUGAUGAAGGCAUCUGGUGAUAGUUCAGAACAGCUGACCAAAAUGAAUGAAGAUCUCAAACAGAAAGAAAGGAGGCUUGAGGAGUUACAGAACCAACUGUCAGAAGAGAAGGAGAACAUGGCAGGUUUAAAUGAAAAACUCCAGCAGGAACAGACAUGCAGGGAGCAGGAGCUGAAAGACAUCAGAGAUACACAUCAGUCUGAAAUGAGCAGCCUACAGAAGAAGAUUGCAAAAUUGGAGAAGACUGUUAAACUGGGUGAGACUCAGGUUGAGGAGCUGAAGGCUGCACAUGAGAAAUCGAUGUCUAAUGCCUCAGAGCUCCAUGUGAAGGAGCUGGAUGUGCUCAACAGUCAGGCUGACAAGUUAAAACAGGAGCUCACCUCUUCAAAGGACAAAACCCAGGAGCUGGAGAAGCUGGUAUCUGAGCUUCAGCCAUACAAGGAACAAGUUCAGUGUCUUUCUGCUGAGCUUGACUCCUCCAAGCAUGAUGUUGAAAAUUUGCGCAAAAAAAUGGAAAACCAGAGUCUCGAUCUGGAUAAAAGGUGUCAAGAGAUUGAUGCUGUUAAAGCAGAGAAAGACAAUCUGAAGAAAGAGCUCUCAGAUUUGCAAAUGAAGCUCUGUGCUCUUGAGCAAAGUCACCAGGAGCUUUCAGUCCAAAAUGAAGAAUUGGUAUUAACCAGAGAUAAGCUUUCAAAAACUCAGGAGGAACUACUUGCCAACAAAAAGCAGUUGGAUGAAGAAUAUGUUUCCCUGAACAAGGAGCUGGAGAAGCUCAAAGAUUCUCUUCAGGAAGCACAGACUGAAAACAAAAAACUCAAACAUGUUGAAGGCGAACACCAGGCUCAAAUUGAACAGCUUCAAAACACAAAUGCAGAGAUGAAAAACUCACUGCUAAAACAUCAACAGGACAUCCAGCAAAUUGAAACUAAGAAUAAGCAGCUACUUGAGGACUAUGAAAUCUCCUGUAAAGAGAAGUCCCGCCUGGAAGAAGAUCUCAAUGAAAGCAAGUCAAAGUUCACAUGUGAGAAGGACAAUCUGAUUUUGGAGCGAGAUUCUGCCAGAAAUGCAAAGAAAUCUCUCGAUGCAAAGAAUGCUGAGUUGCAGGCAAAGCUUAAGUCCUUGAACUUAGAAAAAGAAGAUCUUACGAUGAAGAAUACCCAGCUGCAGGCUCUUACAGAAACACUAGCCAAAGAGAAGUCAGAGAUGUCACAGGAAAUCAGUGCUGCUGUGUCGGAUAAAAAGAGCCUUGAAACAGUGAAGGAGGAGCUCCAGAACAAACUCAGUGCUUCAAAGAAAGACUUAGAGAGCACCAUCCGUGAAUGUGAAGAACUCAAAGCCUCAAAAACGAGCCUUGCUCAAAUGUUGGAGGAGUUUAAGACGAGCAGCCAGGUGACUGAUUCAGAGAGGCUUCACCUCCUGCAGGAGAAAGAAGACUUGCUUGCAACCCAGAGGAAGGUCUGCAGUGAGAAGGAAGAGCUUCACAGAGAGGUAGAGGAAGUGAAGGUGAAGCUCCAAAUAGUGACAGAACAGUUGUUUCAGUCUAAUGAAAAGUAUAAAGAAGCUUCUUCAUCUUUUGAGCAAGAGAAAAAGGCUUUACUCCAGCAGAAUUCAGAAACAGAGAUGGCUCUUCAUGCAGUAAGAAAAGAAAAGAUGAGCCUGGAGUCAGUGCUAGAGCAGCAGAAAAUGGAUUAUGAGCGUUUGGCAGGAGAGAAGUCAGAACUAGAAGAGAAGCACACAAAAGCCAUCAAUGAGAGAACAGCUCUUUCUCUUGAGCGUGAUAAGCUAGCUAGUGAUAUGCGAAUGGCUAAGGACCAGCUGGACUCUUACUCUAGAGCUAAUGCUGUCUCUAUCAAAGAGCAGUCUGAUUUAAAAACAACGCUAGAGGAAACCAAACACCAAAAAGACGAGGCUGAAGCAGCGAUCACCUCAUUGAAGAAAGAAAAAGCUGACCUACAAAAUGAACUGCAGAAGCAAAAGUCUGAUUUUGAGGUUCUUGAAAAACGCAAAAAAGAACUUGAUCAAGAGCAUGCAAAACUGAAAAAAGAUCUCGAGAAGUCAAAUUUAGAAUUUGUUCAAAAGGUUGACAAUCUUACAAAUGAUUGCCAGCGCCUGCACUCUUUGAAUAGUGAGGCUGAUAAAAAAGUGCAGUCCCUGCAGAAAGAGAACCAGACUCUGCUUCAGGAGAUCCAGGAGUUAAAAAGUCAGACCGAGUCUGUGUCAGAGGCUAAGCUCCUUCUCGAGACCCAGUUACAGGUUGAGUCUAGUGAAAGGAGUAAAAUGGUGUCUGACAAGGAUGGUCUUUCCAAACAAAUUGAAGAGCUGCAGGAAAAGUUGUCCAAGGUUACCCAAGAAAACAAAAAUAAUUUUUCUAACCUCAAAAAUGCUGAUGAGCAAAAGAAGUCUUUAAUGGUGCAUUUGGAGGCAUUGAAAACACAAAUGAAGCAGCAAGAACAAGAUAGUCAUCAGCUGGCAGUAGAUAAAGAACAGUUGUCAUCUAAGCUUGAGGAGAUGGACAAACAGAUGAGUUCCCUGACCACAGAGAAGGAUGACCUCUUAGCCAGAUGGUGUAAAAUGGAACAGGACAUUUCUUCUCUCCACACUAGCCAAGAAAACUGGCUCUUAGAACGUUCCAAACUGCUUGGAGAGAUCGAGAAGUUGCACGAAAGCCAGAAAAAACUAGAAGCUGAUAUCAACGGCCUACAAACUGAUAAAGAGCACUUGGAAGAGCAGUGCAAGAAUGCUGUCAAAAAGGACCAAGAGUAUUCCCACAGUAUCUCAGAUCUUCAGGCCAAGAGGGAUAUCUUCGAGGCGGAAAGAAAUGAAGCCACCCAGCAAGUCAAGCAGCUCGAAUCCCAACUCAAAAGUGCAGUUUCUAAGCAGCUUGAGGCUCAAGAGGCCUCUGGUAAGACGACUGAGGCUCUUGAACAGCUGACAAAAGAGAAAGCCAGUUUGAUGAAGGAGAAGAAUGAAGCCGAGUCAUCGCUGAAGGAGCUGCGGAGCUCAAAGCAGGAGGCGGAAACUCAGCUUAAAAAAUUGAAGGAGGAAAAUUCCAAGUACCAAGAAGAUCUGAAGGCAUCAAAAGAACAGCUUUGCAAUGAAACUCAGAGGGCAAAAAACCUGUGCCAGGAACUUGAGGAACUCAAAGAAGUGAACUCAGUAAAGACGCAGUCACUGCAGACUCUGCAAGAUGAAAACAACAAGCUGACGCAGGAACUUGAAAGCAAAAACAAAGGCCAGGGUGAUGUUGUCAAGCUCAAAGAUGAUUACACCAAACUUAAGAAACAGCUGAAAGAGAUGAAGCAAAGCCUGCCACAUAAUGCCUUCAGUGAGAGCACCUUGAAGGAACAAUUCGACAAGGAGAAGGCCGCCCUCCAACAGUCCAUCCAUAAAAACAGUGCCUUAGUAUCAGAGAAAGACCAGUUGGUGGAAAAUCUUAAGAGUGAGCUGGCUGUACUGCGGGGGGAAAGUGCCUCAGUUAAGACUCUGCAGGGUACAAUCCAAGCCUUGGAGCAGGACAAGGCAAAUCUCCAGGAGCGAGUUCAGAAACUGGAAAAGGAUCUGAAAUCAGGAACUGAAAACAUCAACAAGCCCUCAGGUGAUGCAGUUUUGGACCAACUUAGGGAAGAUAAAGAGACAGCAGAGAGUCAGGCAGCGAUUGAGUUCCUGAAUUCAGUCAUCGUUGAUCUACAGAGGAAAAAUGAGGAGCUGAAGGACAAGCUGGAGAAAAUGGCCGCUGCUGCUCUUAACGGCAAUAAUCCGAGUGAACUGGAUAACUAUGACAGCCAUGACAAAGAACCUGUGAAGAAGAAGCUUCCCCCGAGACUGUUCUGUGACAUCUGUGACUGCUUUGAUCUCCAUGACACUGAGGACUGUCCCACCCAAGAACAGAUGCCAGACUCCCCCCCACACACCACCUACCACGGCACCAAGGGCGAAGAACGGCCCUAUUGCGACAUCUGUGAGGUCUUCGGCCACUGGACCGACUCGUGUAACGACGACCAGACCUUUUGAAGCCUUUCUUUUCCACCCUCGCUCGCACAAUCAGUAUAUUUGCACAUCGUAUUGGGUCAUGCGGUGCUUUUUGGUUUUUUUAUGUGUGCGUUUGGUGUGCUUGUUUUUGCCAAGCAUCAUCGUCCACGCCGGUCCUUAAGCGCUCUUACAGGAGGACUGUCUCCUUACAAUCUCCUUCAGUCAUCCAUUAAAGAAUAAUACACAGCUGUUAAUACUCUGUUAUUGUACAUUACGUUAGAGGAGAAAUGUUUGAUAUACACGGUUUGUGUGAGUGAAAUACUGUUGGUGGAUGUAUCUUUGUGGGAGAAGCGAUUGUCUUUUCUCUGAUUUUUUUAAUUUAUCGAUAUCCUAACAUUGUUUGCACAGCUCGUUGGGGGAUUAUAAAGAAAAUAAAGUAUCAUUAAAGGUGUUUAUUUCAGACUGUAAAUGAUUCAAGUGAAAAACAAAAUGUCCUUUUGUGCAAAAAAGGUGAGCUAUAGUUUAUUUUUAUAAGCCUGGAAAUUAUCCGUACUCUUUAAAGCUUUGAUAGUGUGUGUCAUUUUGUGAAUCCAAGAGGAGAGAAACCCAGGGCUGUUUGGCUUUAAGAGGAACUUUUUUAAUGCUCUUUAUGAAGGAAGUGCUGGACAAUUGAGGAGAACUGAAGCACUUCACACUCACUGUAACCCCUCAGUUCAGCUAAAGGGCCUUUCUUAAAGGUUUCUUUGCAAUUGAAAAAACAAUUUGUGUAAGAAACAGUUAAGUACUAAGGCAUUUCUUUUAAACUGUUUUGAAUAUCUGUAAAGAAAUAAAGGAAUUUAUGUAUGAAUUAAAUUAAA